Molecule: messenger RNA, 501 nt
Organism: Microthlaspi erraticum
Lineage: Eukaryota; Viridiplantae; Streptophyta; Magnoliopsida; Brassicales; Brassicaceae
Source: the annotation of a GenBank genome assembly
AUGCAACCAGUGAAUCAAUCCGAGGGGUUGGUCAAUUGUUCUCCAACAUCAAUCUGCAAUGAUAAUGAUAACGAUAGUGAUCCAAGUUCUUGCUUAGUCCCCCUUUAUGAUAGGAUGAGCCUUGAUCGUGACAAUUUGCUCCAGGGCCUAGACUUACCGCCCAGUAGCGAACCUGUAUGCAACAAGUCCACGGGUGAAACUGAAACCAAGAGAAGCGACGACGGCGGAGGUAAAACCAAGAGAAGCAACGACGGCGGACGUAAAACCAAGAGAAGCAACGACGGUUUGACGCCCCUUAGGGCUAGGCCUAAAACUGGGUUUGUCAAGAGAAAAUACUAUCGUCCCAAAGUGGAACCGAAGCGCCGUAACUUCCCUACAUAUGUACCCAAGAGAAAGACGAUGCCUUACACGGAGGCUUUGGGUAUUGACGGCGUAGAGGAGAAGAUGACGAUCAUGGAACAGGAAGAUGAUGAUGAGGAAGAGAAGACACAGACGAGCUAA